Messenger RNA from Penicillium salamii, 459 nucleotides. The record is from the annotation of a GenBank genome assembly. Lineage: Eukaryota; Fungi; Ascomycota; Eurotiomycetes; Eurotiales; Aspergillaceae.
AUGGAGGCUAUAUGUCUUGGCAGGCGGUGGCGCAGAUCACCAUAUCUCCAUUUUCGAACCCAAGCCCGCACCUCCAACUUUCAAGCAAACAUGGUCUGCUCAAAAUGUCAGAAAAAGCUCAAAUCCACGGAGCUCGCCACGCCCGGUGUCAAGCGCAAGAAUGAACUGUACUAUGGGUCCCCGUCUAGUACCCUCGGCGGUGGUGACAAAGGGAAGAAGGCAACCCUCGGUGCUACUGGAAUCGGCAAGAGCAAGCUUCUCAGCGCAAAGGCCAAGAAUCCUUACGCGGCUUACGCUUCUUCCUGUGACAACUGCAAAGUGAAAACUGAACAGGGCAAGAAGUUCUGUCAGCGGUGCGCUUAUCAGAGGAAUGCAUGCGCGAUGUGUGGCAAGAAUCUGGCUGGCAAGGCGGCCAAGGACCAACCCAUUGUCCAAGGACAGAAGUUCAACAUGGCAUGA